AUGAAUUUGUCCGCAAAAGAAAAACGUGCUUUAACAACUGCUCACGAAUUAACAAAGAAACUUGACAAUAAAUUUUUUCAUGUUUUUGAGAAUGGAGGAACUUCUUAUGGUAUUAUUGGAAGUAAAAAAGUAAAGUUUGAAGAUGGUUGGGUCUUUACAAAUGAAGGGA
Molecule: messenger RNA, 169 nt
Organism: Dentiscutata erythropus
Lineage: Eukaryota; Fungi; Glomeromycota; Glomeromycetes; Diversisporales; Gigasporaceae
Source: the annotation of a GenBank genome assembly